CCCUCUCAGAUCUAAUUUCCAGUAUUCCUGCAGGGAAGAGGAAGUCAGGAGAGGAGUCGGGGAAUGUGUUGAAGAGGAUGAAGUGUGAGGCGUCUCUGGAUCACCCGCCCUUCUACUACAGCAUCCACCGCCACAGCAUCCGAGGCAUGAACAUGCCCAAGUUGAACAAGUUUCUUCAGUACCUGACGGAGGCCGGCUUCAGGGUGAGUCGGACCCACUUCGACCCGACGGGGGUUCGAACCGACGCCACGCUGGAGCAGUUUAAAUCUGUCCUCACCAAGUACAGCGUGCCCACGAACACCAACGCCAGCGUCCCUCAGACGAGUGUGAGCAUGGACAAGACGCUGUGAGAGAAAUUAGAACGUGAGAAAGCCUUCCACGCUUUGAAACUAAAUCAGUCGGCUCGUCUGGUUUCUAUUCAUCUAAAGAAAGUUGCACCGAAACUACGUGGACAUGUUUUCACUUUAAUAUAUCUUUAAUCAAACCAAAAACAGAUUUUUGUAUAUUAAACUGCGGAUCCUGCAGCACAGAGGAGCCUAAUUUAUCUGCUGUUUCUCUAUUUAUGUUCAGAGUUCUUAUGAAAAUCUAUGGGUUACAAGUUGUGAUUUUAUUUUCUAGCUGGUUAAUUGUCUUGUUAUAUUUCUUGUGUGUAAAAAGAAAACGUUAAAAAAACAAAAUCAACGCAAAGCCUGAUUUGUACUGAUUUCCUGUAAUCCUUAAUUGAGCAAAAUACAAUUAUCCUGUUUUCUGAGCGAUAAAAUCAAUUAAUAAAUGUUUUAUUUUUGUUGCAUAAA
Molecule: messenger RNA, 794 nt
Organism: Notothenia coriiceps (black rockcod)
Lineage: Eukaryota; Metazoa; Chordata; Actinopteri; Perciformes; Nototheniidae
Product: TRMT1-like protein
Exons: 2
Coding region: 78-350 (90 amino acids)
Biological process (GO): tRNA N2-guanine methylation
Cellular component (GO): nucleus
Molecular function (GO): tRNA (guanine) methyltransferase activity; RNA binding
Source: RefSeq, a predicted model, not a curated record